ACAACUGUUAAGUUCCUUGUGUUCAAUAUAAAAGUCUAGCGAUGUUAGUUUAGUAUUAAAUAAACUAAGAAACAUCCGAAUAAGAUGCUUAGACUAGUCGUUUUGUCAUGCGCUCUAGCGGUGUCCUGUGGAAAUUAUGCAGGCAAUAAAGACCCUUCGUAUCCCAAAGUGAGCGGAUCCGUUCCAAAAAUCCUUAACCCAGGCAAUCCGAUAGAUCCACGGAAUGUACAAAACGUAGGUCCUGUAUUGAAGCCCGGAGAUAUCAUUAACCCUGUGGUAAUCGAUAACAAUCAGGUGGGCCCUCUUGGUGAUCAAUGGGUCGAUAACAUUCCAGGGGCAGAGCUUGGAAAAUCAUGGGUCGAUACCACUCCAGAUGACCCGCUUGGGGACCCAUGGAUAAACGGACAACCAAUUCCAUUUCCUGGCCAAAACAUUGAUGGGCGGCCUAUACAAAUUACAAAAAAUGAUGGCCAAAUAUUUAACAAUCCUUUUAUUAAUGGACCAGGUUCAACAAUUAACCCUAUCAGACAGAAGCCAAGUUAUGAUAAUUCUGUCAAACCUAUACCACCAGUGAAAAACCCAUCCAGAUACGGUGGUCCAGUAAGAAAAGUUCCAGACAAUACACCGUUUGUCCCUGGUGUUGGCGGUGAUAUUUUUAAUCCAGACUUUCCAAUUAAUCCCACGAGGAAAACUCCAAGUUAUGAUAACUCUCACAAGUUAGUUCCUAUACCACCAUUGAAGAAAACUGCAAGCUACGAUGGCCUUGACAAAAGUGUUUCCGGUAGAAACCCGUUUGUUCCAGGGCUUGAUGGAGGAAUUAUUGAACCAGAGUAUCCAGUUGACCCUGUGAGAAAAGUCCAAGAUUAUGGCAAGUCACACAAAGUACCUGUUCCGCCAGUGAAGAAGCCUGCGGGUUAUGAUGGACCAAUCAGUGUUAUUCCGGACAACACACCAUUUGUCCCUGAUGUUGGUGGAGAAAUUGUCAACCCAGACUUUCCACUACAUCCCGUAAGAAAAGCGCCUAGUUAUGACAACUCGCAUAAGUUAGUUCGUAUACCACCAUUGAGAAAGUCUGCGAGUUACGAUGGCCUCGUAAAGAGUGUUUCCGAAAACAAUCCGUUUGUACCUGGUAUUGAAUCAGGAAUUUUCAAACCAGAUUUUCCAGCGGAUCCCUUGAGGAAAGCUCCAAGUUAUGACAACUCGCACAAAGUACCCAUUCCACCAGUGAAUAAGCCUGCAAGUUACGAUGGCCCUGUCAAAACUGUUUCAGAUAACAUACCGUUUGUGCCUGCUGUUGGUGGAGAAAUUUUUAAUCCAGACCUUCCAGUUGAUCCUGUGAGGAGGGCUCCUAGUUAUGACAACUCACAUAAAAUUCCUGUACCUCCCGUAAAAAAACCUAGUUACGACAGUCCAUUCAAAGGUAUUUCAGACAACACGCCAUUUGUUCCUGGCCUUGGCGGAGAAAUUUUCAACCCAGUUGAUCCCAUCAGGAAAGCUCCGAGUUAUGGCAACUCUCACAAAGUAGGACCAAUUGACACAAUCAGAAAAGCCCCUAGCUAUGACAAUUCACACAAAAUUGUCCCAGACGUUUCACCAUUUGGACCAAUUGACCCCCCUUUGAGGAAAGCACCUGGUUAUGAUAACUCUCAAGGAGUCGGGGGUGGAAUUGUAGAUAUAUUACCACCAGUUAUACCUCCUACAGCCUACCCAAGUGUCGCAGGUUCACCAAUUAUAGGCGGACAAAUUCCAGGUGAAUUCACCGAAAGUGGGACUGGAAUCGAUGCCCACUUAAUAGACGCUCAGAAACAGAGGUUUGAGGAAUUGGUGUCAGCACGACUUGGGACAAGGUCCGAAAAUUCACCUGCAGCUCUACCAAAACGAAAGGAACUGUCCGCCGGAAAACGCAAUUAUCUGAGUUCCCUCGGAAUAUUCAAGAAAGCGAAAUCCUACCAAAGUUAAUAUAUUUAUUGAAAAAUCCAUCACUUAUGUGCCAUAUGACAAUUGAGUGCAAUAUUUUUUUUUAACUACACGUGUAUAUUUGUAUUAUUGUCUCACAAGUUUUUUGACAUUCGUAUUUAUAAGCUAUUAAAGUUAAUACAACUUGAA
Messenger RNA from Saccostrea echinata, 2106 nucleotides. RefSeq lists its product as uncharacterized. The coding region runs from base 85 to 1959 and encodes 624 amino acids. The record is from RefSeq and is a predicted model, not a curated record. Lineage: Eukaryota; Metazoa; Mollusca; Bivalvia; Ostreida; Ostreidae. The transcript has 3 exons.